UUGUCCCAAUCACAAAGGUUACAGGAUCAUAUAAAUGGGCAUUUUGGUUUGCAGCAUUUCUCUCUAUAUUUUCGUUGUUAACCAACCUCACGUACGUUCUUUUGAUGAAAAUCAAACACAAGAGGAUAAAAACCAAAGAAUUAUUGAAGUUAAAACAAAAGAAACAUUUUGAUCCUAAAAUAUUAUUGAUUCUUCCUGCUAUUUAUUGGAUCAUUGUUUCACUUGAAAUUGUAUUGGAUAGUGUGUGGACUUCAUUUUUAACCCUUAAUACGGAAUUAAUAAAAAUUCGAUGGAACCUUACGGAUGAAAUCGCGGCUUACAAUUCUAGUAUUUCUCAAUUAUUCCCAAUCCUUCUUUCACCUUUUCUUGGAUACUUAUUAGAUCGUUUCGGAAAUCGUUCCUUGACCUUGAUUGUAUCCGCAGUAUUUCUCAUCAUAUCAAUAUGUCUCCUUGGAUUCACAUUAGUAUUUACUCCGAUAAUUGGAAUGGCUUUUUUUUCAAUAUCACUUUCAUUAGGACAAGUAGCAUCAUUGACAUCAAUAUUAAUACUAAUACCUUUAGAUUAUAUUGGUACCGCAUUAGGGAUAUAUAAAUCAAGUUCAAAUAUUGGAUUAACAAGUUAUGAUAUAAUUGCAGGAUUAUUACAAGAUAUGGACAAAGGCAACUACGAUAUGGUAAUGAUAUUUUAUGUGAUCAGUAGUAUAAUAGCUAUAAUAGUAACUAUCAGCUUAUUCUUUGUGUCAAAAAAUUGGUGUGAUGGUGUAAUGGAUAUGAAGAAGAAUGAAAGGAAAGAUUAUUAUGAGAAAAAUCCUCUUAGACUUGAUGAAAAACGCGGAGUAAUGAAUUACAUCUUUAUUAGUUGUUUUAUUUGUACAAAUGGAAAACGAAUGGAUAGCGUUUGGUAUAGUUCGAAGUCUUCAGAUCCAGUAAAAUGGAAUGCAGGAUUUAUUCCAAAAUUUGAGCAUGGUGUUAGAGCGACAGGUAAACUUUUGUAA
Messenger RNA from Funneliformis mosseae, 995 nucleotides. Lineage: Eukaryota; Fungi; Glomeromycota; Glomeromycetes; Glomerales; Glomeraceae. The record is from the annotation of a GenBank genome assembly.